AUGGGGUAUCUGGUAAAUCAAGCCCAGAGUGCUUUUGUGAGAGGGAGAAAUAUCUCAAGUAAUAUUUUGAUGGCGCAUGAACUAGUGAAACACUAUAACAGAAAGCAUAUCUCUCCCAGGAUUAUGCUGAGCUUAGACAUCAAAAAAGCUUUUGAUACAAUAAAUUGGAAUUUUCUAAAUGAUAUGCUAACUGGCCUGGGAUUUCCUGAAAAGAUGAUAAACUGGAUUAUGGUAUGUAUAUCUUCACCAAAGUUCUCUAUUUCCUUAAAUGGUACAUUGCAUGGUUAUUUCAAAGGGAAAAGAGGGUUAAGGCAAGGAGAUCCUCUCUCUCCUUAUCUAUUCAUUUUGGGAAUGGAGUAUUUGUCCAGGAGCUUGGAUAUGCUACAGGAAGACAGGUCUUUUAAAUACCACCCAAGGUGUAGUGAACUGAAGAUCACCCACUUAAUUUUUGCAGAUGACCUUCUUCUUCUUUCUAAAGGGGAUUUACUUUCAGUAAGGAAACUAUUCAAAUGUUUUAAAGACUUCAGUGAUGUUUCUGGUCUUCAAGCAAAUCAUGAAAAGAGCAGGAUUUUCUAUGGUGGAGUUGAUGAGGAAUUUAAAAGCACAAUUACUACAUUCCUGGGAUUUCCUGAAGGUAGACUGGAGAUUAUCAAAAGUAUUGCUCUUGGUAUUCAAAUUUAUUGGCAAUCUAAUUAUCUCUUGCCAAGGAAAGUGCUUCAAAAGAUUGAUGAUAUGUCCAGGGAUUCCUUAUGGGGGAAAUAUGAUCAGGCUCACAAAAAUCCUCUAGUUUCGUGGGACAAAGUCUGUUUGAAUAAAAGAAAUGGUGGGCUAGGCAUUUUCUCAGCAGCUAUUUGGAAUAUGGCAGCUACCCUAAACAUCCUUUGGAACAUUCAUGUUAAAAAGGAGAAUUUAUGGAUUAAAUGGAUCCACGGUACAUACCUAAAGCAUAAUGCUGAUAUAUGGCAGAUUCAAGCUAAGAAUGGGGAUUCUUGGAUGUGGAAACAAAUCUUGAAAGUAAGAGAUAAGGCUUUGGUCUCUUAUGGUGGAACUGAUUGCCUUGGUUCAGCACUGUUUGGGAGACUGCAAACAUCCCCAGGCAUUCCUUUAUUGAGACUGAAACCAGAGAUCACCUCUUCUUUGAGUGCACUUUCUCGAGUGAUACUUGGAACAAGGUUAUGGACUGGUUGCAUUUUAGGUGGAAAUCUUGCUGCUGGAGGCAAAUCAUUAAUUGGUAUUGUACCAGAUUGA
This is a messenger RNA of Asparagus officinalis (garden asparagus), 1248 nucleotides long. RefSeq lists its product as uncharacterized. The transcript is spliced from 4 exons. The coding region runs from base 1 to 1248 and encodes 415 amino acids. The record is from RefSeq and is a predicted model, not a curated record. Lineage: Eukaryota; Viridiplantae; Streptophyta; Magnoliopsida; Asparagales; Asparagaceae.